Molecule: messenger RNA, 1244 nt
Organism: Salvelinus fontinalis (brook trout)
Lineage: Eukaryota; Metazoa; Chordata; Actinopteri; Salmoniformes; Salmonidae
Product: elongation of very long chain fatty acids protein 4-like
Exons: 8
Coding region: 186-1058 (290 amino acids)
Biological process (GO): very long-chain fatty acid biosynthetic process; fatty acid elongation, polyunsaturated fatty acid; sphingolipid biosynthetic process
Cellular component (GO): endoplasmic reticulum membrane
Molecular function (GO): fatty acid elongase activity
Source: RefSeq, a predicted model, not a curated record
GUUUCUCACAAGUGGGCAAGGCAUGAAAUAGAUAGCCUAGGGCUCGGCUAUAGGCUAAAAUACCAUGCACAGCAGGUGGAUUACCUCAUUGCCGCGGGGGGUGAUGGUAAACGACAAUUCAGCUCACUCAUAUCGCCAUCAACACUCAGAGAGAAUGCUGCGCUGGAUGGCGGACAAAUUCAACCAUGGUUAGAUGGUUUGCGACCAUCAGAUCUGCAAUUUGUGCAUUCCGGUCGAUGAGUGCAGCCUACGAACGUUUAGGGAUGGCCACAACAUGGCAGAAAAUCCAACUGUUCUACCAAGGGGUGCUAGAUAAUGGAGACAAAAGAACUGACAGCUGGUUGCUGGUGUACUCACCUGUGCCAAUCACUUGCAUCUUUCUGUGCUACCUGCUCCUCAUAUGGGUGGGCCCCAAGCUGAUGGCUCAGAGACAGCCAGUCAACCUCAAGCCUGUGCUCAUCAUUUACAACUUUGCUAUGGUCUGCCUGUCCGCCUACAUGUUCUAUGAGUUCACAGCGUCAUCCUGGUUGGCAAAUUAUAGUAUAUUAUGUCAGCCUGUGGACUACAACACCAGCCCACUGGCAAUGCGGAUGGCCACGGUCUGCUGGUGGUUCUUCUUCUCCAAAGUCAUCGAGCUCAGUGACACUCUUUUCUUCAUCCUGAGGAAGAAGAACAGUCAGCUGACGUUCCUGCAUGUCUACCACCACGGCACCAUGAUCUUCAACUGGUGGGCUGGGGUCAAAUACGUGGCAGGAGGCCAGUCCUUCCUUAUAGGCCUUAUCAACUCAUUGGUGCAUGUGGUGAUGUAUCUAUACUAUGGGCUGGCAGCGCUGGGGCCUCACAUGCAGCAGUAUCUGUGGUGGAAGCGCUACCUCACCUCCCUGCAGCUGCUCCAGUUUUUCAUAGUGACCAUCCACACCAGCUACAACCUGUUCACUGACUGCGACUUCCCAGACUCCAUGAAUGCUGUGGUGUUUGCCUACUCCCUCAGCCUCAUCGUACUCUUCAGAAACUUCUACUAUCAGAGCUACCUCACCAAGAAGAGCAAACAGACAUGAGACACGGAUGUAGAGGCAAUUAUUACUUAUUUUAUUAAAUUGGUCAUGUAUGUUUUUUAAAUAUUUAUUGACCCAUCACGUUUAAGUAAAACAGGUCUCUAUCCGCUGGACAUAAGCUUCUGUUUGUUUCUGUUCCAGCCUCCCCUCCAACCAUUAGGGUAACACACACACACUCAGGGAGAGCUA